CAGUGAUAGCGAUAUUGGGUUCAGGAGGUGGAUUUCGUGCCAUGGUAGGGUUUGCGGGAGUCAUGAAAGCGCUUUAUGAAUCAGGAAUUUUAGACUGCGCAACUUACAUUGCUGGUCUUUCGGGAUCCACAUGGUACAUGUCAACUUUGUAUUCACAUCCCGAUUUUCCAGAAAAAGGACCAAAGGAGAUUAAUCAAGAAUUGAUGAACUCCGUGAGUCACAACCCGCUUCUCCUGCUCACUCCUCAGAAAGUCAAACGCUACAUUGAAGCACUGUGGAAUAAGAAAAGCUCAGGGCAGCCUGUCACCUUCACAGAUAUCUUUGGGAUGCUGAUAGGUGAAACACUUAUCCAUAAUAGAAUGGACGCCACUUUGAGCAACAUGAAAGAGAAAAUCAAUAAUGCACAGUGUGCUCUCCCACUCUUUACAUGUCUCCAUGUCAAACCAGAUGUCUCAGAGCUGAUGUUUGCAGACUGGGUGGAAUUCAGUCCAUAUGAGAUUGGUAUGGCAAAGUAUGGCACUUUCAUGUCUCCUGAUUUGUUUGGAAGCAAAUUUUUUAUGGGGACAGUGGUGAAGAAGUAUAGUGAAAAUCCUUUGCAUUUCUUGAUGGGUGUCUGGGGCAGUGCAUUUUCUAUAUUAUUUAACAGAGUGCUUGGUGUCUCCAAUUCUCAGAAUAAAGGUCCCACCAUGGAAGAAGAAUUAGAAAAUAUUAGGCUAAAGCACCUAGUAAGUAAUGACAGUUCAGACAGUGAAGAUGAAUCACAGCACCCAAAAGGCACUGAAAAUGCUGAGGCAAAUCAAGAAUAUCAUAACAGCAGCCAGGAAAGCUGGGUGCAGCGAAUGCUGAUGGCUUUGGUGGGUGAUAGUGCCCUUUUCAACACCAGGGAAGGGCGUGCUGGGAAAGUGCACAACUUCAUGCUGGGAUUGAACCUCAACAGCUGUUACCCACUCUCUCCUCUGGCAGACCUUCUUACUCAGGAGUCCGUGGAGGAAGAUGAACUAGAUGCUGCUGUUGCAGAUCCUGAUGAGUUUGAGAGGAUAUAUGAGCCACUAGAUGUGAAGAGCAAAAAGAUUCAUAUAGUGGACAGUGGGCUUACAUUUAACCUCCCGUACCCACUUAUCUUAAGACCUCAAAGAGGCGUGGAUCUCAUUAUCUCUUUUGAUUUUUCAGCAAGGCCAAGUGAUUCCAGUCCUCCUUUCAAAGAAAUUUUGCUUGCUGAAAAAUGGGCCAAAAUGAACAAGCUUCCUUUCCCCAAAAUAGACCCAAAUGUAUUUGAUCGGGAGGGCAUGAAGGAGUGCUAUGUUUUCAAACCAAAGGAUACCUCUUCGGAGAAAGACUGUCCAACUAUAAUCCAUUUUGUUUUGGCCAACAUCAAUUUCCGGAAGUACAAAGCUCCAGGCAUUCUAAGAGAAACACAGGAAGAGAAGGAUUUUGCAGACUUUGACAUUUUUGAUGAUCCAAAUACACCAUUCUCUACCUUCAACUUCCAGUAUCCCAAUGAGGCUUUCAAGAGGCUUCAUGAUCUAAUGGAGUUCAACACCCUCAAUAGCAUAGAUGUGAUCAAGCAAGCUAUGGUGGAAAGCAUUGAAUACAGGAAAGAGAAUCCAUCUCGCUGCUCUGUGUCUCUCAGCAGUGUUGAAGCAAGAAGAUUCUUUAAUAAGAACAAUCUUAACAACAGCCACACAUAGAGAGUAUGUCAUAGGUCCUUCUCCUUCAAGAAACUGGUUCUGCCUUUAUAACUGGAGUCAAAAAGACAUUAUCAAAACAUCACUGCUCCUGAGCAGGGCUGCGCAAAACUCCUCAAAA
Molecule: messenger RNA, 1806 nt
Organism: Nestor notabilis (Kea)
Lineage: Eukaryota; Metazoa; Chordata; Aves; Psittaciformes; Psittacidae
Gene: PLA2G4A
Product: phospholipase A2, group IVA (cytosolic, calcium-dependent)
Exons: 11
Coding region: 42-1688 (548 amino acids)
Biological process (GO): glycerophospholipid catabolic process
Cellular component (GO): Golgi apparatus; endoplasmic reticulum; nucleus
Molecular function (GO): calcium ion binding; calcium-dependent phospholipid binding
Source: RefSeq, a predicted model, not a curated record